Molecule: messenger RNA, 3009 nt
Organism: Penicillium salamii
Lineage: Eukaryota; Fungi; Ascomycota; Eurotiomycetes; Eurotiales; Aspergillaceae
Source: the annotation of a GenBank genome assembly
AUGGGUUUCAAGCGCCGUCGCGAAGCUCACAAUGUCGACGUGAAGCUGGUGGAGCUUUACGAAGACCUCGCCAGUGAGAAAGAUGAGAUCAGACUGAAGGCCGCUCAGGGGCUCGUCUCACAAUUCACACCGGAUAAAGACCCUGCCGACGAACAGAUCAAAAAAGUCUUAUCGAGACUCUUCCGCGGUCUCUGCAGCAGCCGCAAAGCUGCACGUAUCGGUUUCUCAAUUGCCUUGACCGAGAUUCUCACACAGGUCUUCUGUUCACCAAGGGAGACAUCGCGAUUUGGAUUCGCAGAUGCUCUCAAGUUGUGGGAGGCCCAGUCCAAUUCGUCGGGCAGUGAAUCCGGACAGGAACAACGCGACCACCUCUUCGGUCGGCUGUUCGGUGCCGAAGCUGUUAUCAAGUCCUCCGUCCUCUUCCAGUCCACUGUUCCUUUCGAGCACUGGACACAGGUCAUCGAUCUCGUUUUCGAACUCGCCCAGAAGAAGCCAUGGAUUCGCGAAGAAUGUGGUUGGAUCAUUUACCAGUGCGUUUAUGACCUUGCCGCCCGUAAGAUGGACAACAAGUACGUGGAGGCUGCAUUGGAACGUCUCUGCUCGCACGAUCUCGCACGGUCGCCCGAGGGUAUUUCCAUCUGGUUGGCUGCGAAGGACAUGUUCCCUGAAGCGACCUUCCCGAGCAAGGUCUGGAAACACGAUGACCCCCUCGAUACCAAGGAGCGCAGUGGGUUGUCGAAGAUCAUGAAGGAGUCAGGUGCCGGAGCAAGCGAGAGUGAGAACAAGACAAACGCCGCUAAGUCUUCUGGUGUCUGGAAUUCCAAGCUUCACUUCGCUUGGGAUGCCGUUUUGUCGCGGACCAGCGUCGAGUCAAAGGAGAAGUCGAAGAAGUCUCGCUUGAGCUUCGCCGACUUCUGGACCGAGGUCGUAGACAAUGGACUUUUUGCAGCUGCAUCAUCGGACGAGCGAAAGUACUGGGGCUUCCUCCUUUUCUCACGACUUAUCAACGAUGGCGCCGUCCAACAGGCCUCUCACACCUUCACCAAGAACCUCAUGCGCUGUUUGGUCAACCAACUUGCCGUCGAGGACCGCUACCUCCACCGCAUGGCUGUCAAGGCAUCCAAGGCUAUCCAAGCCCGUGUGUCCAGGGAGCCUGAAUUCGCAGCAGUGGCUAUUCGCGGCUUGAUGGGAACUAGCGGCACACUCAACUUCGACCAGGCCACCAAGACAAAAACUGUCGAGAAGAUUGUGGCUGAAGCCAACCACGAGGCUUUGGAAGAGAUUGUUCCCUUCUUCGAGAAGCUUAUUCAGACCCCCGGAACGACAGAUGAGAAGACUUCUGCGACCAACCGUCAGUUCGUCGCUGGACUUCUCCUUUCAAUUGUGCGUUCGAAGGCAUCUGCCACCGAAGGCGAUGCCGAUGACCUCCAGGCGAGCCUCGAGCAGAUUUUGUCUAUCUUCGUGCGUUUCGCGUACUUCAUGGAUACCAGCAAGGGAUCUUCUGCGCCCGAGCCUGCCCUCUCCUCGGCUACACAAGAGAUGCUGCGCAACCGCAUCAACUCUUGCUUGAACAGCCUUAUCUCCAACCAAAAGUUCGCCGCUACCCUGCCCUAUGCGGUGGUCAAGCAGAUCCGCGAUGCAGCUAAGUCCGGCGAGUUCGGAAAGUUCAUCAUCGAAAUCGAUGACAAGCUGCAGGAGUCUGUCAAGGCUGCUUUCAAGUCUCUUAAGAAGCUUUCCGGCAAGGUAAGGAUAUCCCAUUCCCCAAGUUUCCGACCGAAAAUACUUACCGUGACACAGGAAAAGAAAGAGAAGGGCAUGGCCGCAUUCAAGUUGCUUUACUCCCUUACUCUUAUGCAAGUUUACAACGGAGACGCGGACGCAGUUUCAAUGCUCGACGAGUUGGAGUUCUGCACGACUAAAUUCCUGGGCGACAAGGAGACUAAGAAGGAAGACGCUGGCGACGCAUCUGAUGCGCUCGUUGAAAUCUUGCUCAGUUUCGCUUCCAAGCAAUCGCAGCUGUUCCGUCGCAUGAGUGAGCAAGUCUUUGGUGCAUUUGCUACACAGAUUACCGAGAAUGGUUUGGAAUCAUUGAUUUCAAUUCUUGAGGCCAAGGAGAGUCUCGCUGGACAGCAAGAGAUGUUCGACGAGGAUGAUGGUUCGGGUGAGGAGGAGGAUGGCUCUGAUGCCGAGAUGAUGGACGUCGACGAAGACGAACUCGAUAGUGAUGUCGAGGUCGUCGAAGCCGGUGAUGAUAAGUCAGAGUCCGACUCUGACGAUGACGAGGAAGAAGAAGAAGAAGAAGAAGAAGAAGAAGACGACGAUGAAAACGCACAAGAAGUCGCCGCCUUCGAGGCCAAAUUAGCCGAGGCUCUCGGUCAGCAUGGCGCCGAAGGUGAAGGCGAAGACUCUGAUGCAGACAUGAACGAUGACGAAAUGGACGAGCUCGACGACAAAUUAGUGCAAGUGUUCAAGGCCCGCCAACAACAAUCCUCCCAGCGCAAAGACAAGAAAGACGCUCGCGAGAACAUGGUCAACUUCAAGAACCGCGUUCUGGACCUCCUCGAGAUCUUUGUGAAAAAGAGCCACUCCCGCCUUUUGGCUCUGGACCUUCUCCUUCCCCUCCUCCGUCUGUCCCGCCGCUCAAGCGUGAAGCAAGUUGCGACGAAAGCAAACAAUGUUCUCCGCGAGUACACUAAGGUGUGCAAGGGCAACUCAUUGCCCAAGAUCGAGGACGAGGAACAAGCUGAUGCGCUCUGGGAACUCUUGAAGUCUGUUCACAAGGAGGCUAGUCACAGUGGACCUAUGGGACAUGCGAAUGCCUGCAGUCAGGCUAGUUUGCUUGUCACUAAGGUUCUGGUUGCUCAUGAUAAGGAUGCCAUCGCCGGUGUGGUGGAUGUCUAUGCUGCCACUCGCAAAGACCAGCUCAUGAGCACCAAGUGCCAUGUGCAGCCGUCGUUCUUCUCCGAGUGGAACAACUGGUGUGUUUCUGCUAGUAAGCAGUUGAAGUGA